AUGAGGGACUGGAGUUCCCUCGAGAAAGGGCUGCUGCGCGACAUCUUCCUCCGCCUCCCGGCCGACGCCGACACCGUCCGCUUCCGCCAUGUGUGCCGCGGCUGGCAUGCCGCUGCGUGCGCCGACGCGCUUGUCCCCCGCCCCUGGUUCAGCUUGUACCCUUCGGCCUACAACCCUGCCCCUAUUGCUAGCGCCUUCCUGCGGCUCGCGAGGCACAGCCAAUGCACGCGCGUGAGGCCCGUCCGCAUGGACGCCGCCGUCAAGGGAGAAAGGGCUCCCGCGCUCGCGAGGGGCGCAUCGCGCGGCUGGCUCGCCGUGAAUGACGGCAAGCGCCUCCUCCUCAGGGACCCCGUCUCCUGCGCCGAGGUCCCGCUGCCCGCUUUCGACCCCCUGUACGAGCUGUUCGGCGUCUUCCUCUCCGACGACCCCCUCGCCGCGCCUGGCAGGUGGUCGGCGUUCGGCUUCUUCAAGAGGACCGACUUUCCCUACUUCGGUCACGUGCUUGCUUUCUGCCGCCCCGGCGACGAGGAGUGGGCUCGGUUCGAUCAGGACGACGACCAGGCGGGCCAGCAGACCCGGUUCUUCCUGGGGCUCGAGUUCUUCCGGGGCAAAGCCUACUUGCUCUUCGACGACUCCAAAAUCGCCAUCUGCGACGUCGACGCGCGGAGGCUUGUCGUCAGCUCGGUAACGAUGGGCCACAGUAGGGGGUGGCACGCUCAGGAACGCCUGGUGGAGUGCGGUGGCGACCUCCUGUUCGUGCAGGUGGCGUGGAGCUACGAGAUCACGAGGUCGUCGUGGUGCCUCCGCCUCUCCUACGACAGCAGCUUCGACGUGAGGGUGGUCAAGAUCGAGCUCAACGCGGACGGCAGCGGCGCGCCGGUGGCGUGGUCGGACGUCGACGGGAUCGGGGACUACGCGCUGUUCGUGGCGCCGCAGAGCCACGCGUUCGCGCUCCCGGCGAGCGGCUUCCCCACCGUCAGGGCCGGCUGUGUCUACCACUUCAACACCUAUGAGGAGAGAAGGAGCUCGACGAUGAUCAUCACUGAUCUGCGGCAACGCCCUCACCUCCAUGAGACAGUGCGGAAGCUGCCGGUCCCCGUGCAGUGGCAUCCGCUGUCCUGGUUCUGCCCCCGUCGUCCGGUGUUUGACACGACGUCGAAACGCAGGUGA
Phragmites australis (common reed) is the source of this 1170-nucleotide messenger RNA. RefSeq lists its product as uncharacterized. The record is from RefSeq and is a predicted model, not a curated record. The transcript has a single exon. The coding region runs from base 1 to 1170 and encodes 389 amino acids. NCBI's taxonomy places the organism in Eukaryota, Viridiplantae, Streptophyta, Magnoliopsida, Poales, Poaceae.